CACGUUGACCCCCCUGAAGCGGAAGUGAACACGUGUGGUCGAAAGGAAUCGGCACGCAUGCUGGGAGGCCACGAGCUGAACUCAGGACCAGAAGUGAACCCUCCUCUUCAUCCUCAUCCUCAUCCUCAUCAUGGCCGUGAGAGCGUCGUUUGAGAAAAACAACGAGAUCGGCUGCUUCGCCAAACUGACCAACACGUACUGCCUGGUGGCGGUGGGCGGGUCCGAGAACUUCUACAGUGUGUUCGAGGGGGAACUGUCAGAAUCCAUCCCAGUGGUUCACGCUUCCAUCGCAGGCUGUCGCAUCAUCGGGAGGAUGUGUGUGGGGAACCGUCACGGCCUUUUGGUUCCCAACAGCACGACAGACCAGGAGCUGCAGCACAUCAGGAACUGCCUGCCAGACGCCAUCAGGAUCCAGAGAGUCGAGGAGCGGCUGUCCGCGCUCGGAAACGUCAUCGCCUGCAACGACUACGUGGCACUGGUGCACCCCGACCUCGACAGGGAGACGGAGGAGAUCCUGGCAGACACCCUGAAGGUGGAGGUUUUCCGGCAGACGGUAGCAGAGCAGGUGCUGGUCGGCUCGUACUGCGCGUUCAGCAACCAGGGAGGCCUCGUCCACCCAAAGACGUCCAUAGAAGACCAGGACGAGCUGUCGUCUCUGCUACAAGUUCCCCUCGUGGCCGGCACGGUGAACAGAGGCAGCGACGUGAUCGCGGCCGGGAUGGUCGUCAACGACUGGUGCGCGUUCUGCGGCCUGGACACCACCAGCACGGAGCUGUCGGUCAUCGAGAGCGUCUUCAGACUCAGCGACUCGGCGCAGCCCUCCGCCAUCGCCACCAGCAUGAGAGACUCGCUCAUCGACAGGUGACUCUCACACACACACACACACACACACACACACA
This is a messenger RNA of Plectropomus leopardus (leopard coralgrouper), 899 nucleotides long. The record is from RefSeq and is a predicted model, not a curated record. NCBI's taxonomy places the organism in Eukaryota, Metazoa, Chordata, Actinopteri, Perciformes, Serranidae.